Molecule: messenger RNA, 2916 nt
Organism: Limanda limanda (common dab)
Lineage: Eukaryota; Metazoa; Chordata; Actinopteri; Pleuronectiformes; Pleuronectidae
Product: basement membrane-specific heparan sulfate proteoglycan core protein-like
Exons: 14
Coding region: 1-2916 (971 amino acids)
Biological process (GO): cell surface receptor signaling pathway
Molecular function (GO): transmembrane signaling receptor activity
Source: RefSeq, a predicted model, not a curated record
AUGUUUCUUUCAGUGCUGAAUACACUCCUCUCCUGUGGACACACUGAAUAUGCUGAGCUGACCUUUGAACCCAACUCAACCACUCUAUAUUCUGGGGAGCACGUUAAUCUCACGUGUCACAUGAGAGAAGCAAAUGUCAGUGAGUGGUUUUAUGAAUUCAAGUGGAACGACAAACCACUGGUUCCCAUCACUUCCACUAACGUGCUCAGGAUUCCAGAGCUAACGCCCGACAGGAACGGGGAUUAUCAGUGCAUCGCUCACCACAACAGCUCAGAAGAGAACAGACGGAGCAACAGGGCCACUCUCUCUGUGUCAGCACACAGACCCAGAGCCACAGUGAGAGCAUCCAGGACGUCCAUCCCAGUGGGCGGCUCUCUGACUCUGACCUGUUCUGUGGAGGAGUCUGCGGGUUGGAGCUACGACUGGUUCACACGUUCCCCAGACGCUGAGGAAACCGCCAUCGCAACAAAUCCUGUGCAAAACUCUCUGAGCAUCUCACAGGGAGGCAGCUACUGGUGCAGGGGAAGAAGGACUCACUCAGGUUUCUUUCUCUCUGUUGGUUUGAUAUUUGUGUUUGAAUGUUCAGUGUCCAACAGAAGCUUUGUCGUGCUGCAACACAACUGGACUCAGAUAUUCAGCGGUGAGACGAUCUCUGUCAGGUGUGAGAUCCAGGGAGGAGGAGACACCCAGUGGGAAUAUGAAUGGAGGACAACAAGCUCCCACCAACCAGUCACUGGUCCAGACACAGCUCCCACACACAGUGAAUACAGGCUGGGCACUGCCUCUGUUUUCCACAGUGGAGAGUACUGGUGUAAGGCCAGAGCGGACUGGUAUUCCUCAACAGAGUGGAGUGAGGCCUUCCAGCUGAGAGUAACACCCGAUAAACCCAGGCCCAGGCUGACUGCCGAUAGCACAACCAUCACAGGAAAGGGAAGCGUAGCACUGAGCUGCUCUGUGGAGAACGCGUCUGAGUGGAGAUACGACUGGUUCAGAAGAACCUCAGCCUCCUCUUCAGCUCAGAUCCUAAGAUAUAAUGAAACAGAUGAUGGAAUCAGCAUCUCAGAGGAAGGCAUCUACAGCUGCAGAGGACGGAGAGGAGACACAACCUUCCUCACAGAGGACAGCAACCGAGUCACAAUAGAGAACAGAGUUUCCCACAAGGCGUCUGUGGCCCUGCAGCCUGACUGGUCUCUGGUCUUCAGCGGUGAGACGAUCACUGUCCGGUGUGAGGUCCCUGCAGAUGUACCAGCUGAGUGGGAGUAUGAAUGGACCAAACCCAACUCAACUACGGUUCCAACACACGAUGAAUACAGGAUUGUCAAUGCGUCCUCGUCCGACAGUGGAAGCUACAGGUGUUUGGCUAAAGACAAGAAGAACUUGAAUUCCAUGACCGAGUGGAGCGAUGACGUCACAUUAACAGUUUCUGAAAGACCAGCGGCUAACCUGAGUGCUGACCACAGAGCCUUUCCAGUAGGGGGCAGUGUGCUCCUGACCUGCUCCGUGGGCCCAGCAUCACCUGGAUGGAAGUAUUAUUGGUACAGAGGUAAGAAAACCUCGAAGCCCCUGACGGAUGAGGAUUUCAAGUCACAUGGACAAAGUGCUAGUGCCUCACGUGAAGGACUGUACUGGUGCAGAGGAGGAAGAGGAGAUCCAGUUCACUACACCCAGUACAGUACCUCAGUCAGGAUUCAUGGAAUCGUCCACAACAGAGCUGCUGCGACUCUUCAACCCAACUGGCCGAACACAUACAGAGGAGAAGCCGUCACCCUGAGGUGUGAGAUCCAGGGAGGAGACUCUGAGUGGGAGUAUGAAUGGACAGCAACCAGCUCACAGGCACCUCCCAACACAAAGGAGUUCAGGAUCAGUCUGGGGUCAGAUCUGAGCGGCAGCUACUGGUGUCAGGGCCGACUGAAAGGUGCACGGCAGAACUCCACAGGAUGGAGUGUUCCCCUCACGUUGUCUAACGGUGAGUCAAGUCCUGUCGUCACUGUGUCUCCGUCAUGGCUGACUCCUGGAGCCUCCGGGACUCUCACCUGUGGGGGGGGUCCACAUCCCACUGCAGGGUGGAGGUUCUACUGGUACAGAGCUCACCCCAUUAGUUUGCAUCCAUUCAGUUAUGAGCUGCUCCCAGGAAGCGACGGAGGAACUGAACAAAACUCCUUCGUCAUCCGAGGCCUGACGGAGUCAGCAGGUUAUGCAUGUCGAGCUGGAAGAGGAGACCCCGUGUUUUACACUGAGUACAGUGAGACAAAGUGGGUGUGGCCUGUAGAUUCCUAUUCGUCAGUGUCUCUCACAGUGAGUCCGGACUCAGUGCAGCACUUCUAUGAUGACAAGAUCCGUCUGACCUGCGAGGGAAACUCUGAUAAACUGAGAUUGUGGAUGUUUACUGAAUACGGUGUACAAGUGUCAGAGUACGAGUCUCAGGAGAGAAGCUACACAUGGAACAAGAAUUAUCUUUCUUCUGGAGUUUACUGGUGUGAAUCUGGAUCAGAGAUCAGCAACGCAGUCAACAUCACUACAGGUUGUAUUUUCCUGGAGAGCCCUGCCCAUCCUGUGACUGAGGGACAGUCCGUUACUCUCAACUGCUCAUGUACCGUGGGAAAACUCGAUUCCAACUUCUCUUUCUACAAAAAUGAUGAACUCCUCCAAAGUGAUGUCAGAGGGAAACUGGAAAUCUCAGCUGUGUCAAAGUCAGAUGAAGGUUUCUACAAGUGUGAACAUUCAGGAGUCUUCUCAGAGGAGAGUUGGAUAGGGUUCCUUGGUGAGAUGAGCUGGAAGCUGCACCUUUUUGCUCCUCUUGAAGAGUUGGAUGGAACGAGAAGAUGUGAGCUGGAGAACCCAGGCUCCUCCCCUCGGCGAUGCAGGAAGAGAGGCUGGACAGCCUUCUGCCCUCGGAGGGAUUGUAGAAAGAGAUAG